Messenger RNA from Scatophagus argus, 5478 nucleotides. It is a transcript of the gene arhgef10, whose product is annotated as Rho guanine nucleotide exchange factor (GEF) 10. The transcript has 30 exons. The coding region runs from base 269 to 4573 and encodes 1434 amino acids. Gene Ontology annotation, molecular function: protein binding; guanyl-nucleotide exchange factor activity. NCBI's taxonomy places the organism in Eukaryota, Metazoa, Chordata, Actinopteri, Scatophagidae. Gene Ontology annotation, cellular component: centrosome. The record is from RefSeq and is a predicted model, not a curated record. Gene Ontology annotation, biological process: positive regulation of stress fiber assembly; mitotic spindle assembly; actin cytoskeleton organization.
AAAGAGGUAAACGGGUUUUCAUGGACGGAGUCAGCUUGCAUCGAAGAGAUUGAAGUAAAAAGGACACUGAGCGAAAACUGGAUUGUUUUGAUGAGUAUUAAGUUGCGUUGAAGUCAGAAAUGCAUCACGUUUAGUAUUUGUAUGGUGUUACAGCGAAGGGUUACGGUAAUUCUCCUUGGAAAAAGUCAUUAAAUGGAAUGUGUGUUGGCGUAGUUGAUCCCAUUCAUGCUGCUAACUGAAGAGCUUGUGCAGGAGAAGAGCAGCAAACAUGGACGUGGAAGACUUUCCUCCCCCACCUCCUGAAUUGUUGGCAGACAGCGUCCCCUUUGCAGAUGAAGAUGAGGGGGAAGCCUUUGACUUUGACGACAGCGGUGAUGAGGUCCCUGAGGCUGACCGCUCGCUCCUCGCACCUUCAGCUCCUCUAGAAGGCCUCCCUGAAGGCCAUCUCCCCAGCCCGGACCCCCCAGCACCUUCCACUGACACAGCUCCAUCAUCAGCAGACACAAUAGUCGCCGCAAGCAGAUCCUCCACAGCAGGUGGAGCAACAGCCGAAGGAGAGGGGACAUCUGCUGCUGAGGGGACUGAUGACAUCGAGACAGAUUUACCACCACCUCCACCCCCUCCUUUUGACGAGGACACAGAGACAGAACCCAGACUAACAGGCAGGGAGGGCCAAGAUGCAUCUAUCAGUGACCCUCACCCACCACAGGCCGUCCCCAGGACCUCCUCCCAGGGCAAAGUCAACCCCUACUCUGUGAUUGACAUCACUCCUCUCCAACUGCAGCAGCUUGAGCAGCAGCAUGGACUCUCCGCUUCCGCUUCCUCACCAAUGGAGCCCAAGGAACAAGAGGGAGAAGCCCAGGAUUCCCACACCAGCACUGCUGGCAUCACUUCAGGAUACUCAGUCCCGGUGCCUUGUGGAUAUGCAACCCCCUCUGGUGUACCACUCAUUACACCAGCUUACACCACACCUGUCAUCAUUCGACACCUCUCUAUGGAUGAAGAUGUCAAUGUGGUUGGGACUGGCAGCACCUCUGUUGACAGUGUCUUCAAUGAAGAGUAUCCACCUAUUAGAGAAGAGGAUGCUUUGGCUAAAUGGGCAUCAGAUCCUGCCAACACUGCCUGGAUGGAAAAUCCAGAUGAGGUGAUCUACGAUGACGUGCCCAGAGAGAACUCUGACUCCAACACAGAUCCAGAUGAGAUGAUCUAUGAUGACGUGGAGCUUGGUGAGGAGGGUGGCUGUUACAGCUCCCUGGACAAUGGCUGGAGCUCUAGUGAAUUUGAGAGCUACGACGAGGCCAGUGACGGUGAAGGUCGCCCUGAGAACGGCCUGCCCCACGCCUUCAUGAGAGGAAAGCCACCCCAGAGGAAAACUCAUCUCUCUCAAGAUCUGACACGCUUGAAAGAACACUAUGAGAAAAAGAUGAAAGAUCUAAUGGCAAAUACAGUGGGAACGGUAGAGCUGCAGCAGCUAAAACAGAAACACGAGCAUAAGAUGCAAAAGCUGGUGAAGGCAGCUAAGGAAGGGACCAAAGAUGGACUGGAGAAAACCAAAGCUGCUGUCAAGAAGGGACGUUCUUUCAUCAAGACCAAGUCAUUCUGUCAUGAGAGGAAGUCAGCCUGUUAUGAGGACGAGGAGUCUGAACUCUUCAUCGAGGUGGACUGUUUCAAUGUUGAACCAGUGUUGUGUCCAGCACCAGAGGGUCUUUCACAGCAGCAGUUGGUGAGAAGAUGUAUACUGGGAUCUAUACUGGAGAGUGAGAAGAACUACCUUGAUGCACUGAAGAGAAUAUUAGAGCAAUAUGAGAAGCCCCUGUCCCAGAUCGAGCCGAGGCUGCUGAGCGACAGGAAACUGAAGAUGACCUUUUACCGUGUGCGUGAGAUCCUGCAGUGCCACUUCCUGUUCCAGAUUGCCCUGGCCAGCCGUGUGGCAGAGUGGGACAGCCUGGAGAUGAUUGGGGAUGUCUUUGUGGCAUCGUUUUCAAAGUCCAUGGUGCUGGAUGCCUACAGUGAGUAUGUGAACAACUUCAGUACUGCGAUGGCAGUGGUAAGGAAGACGUGUGCCUCCAAACCUGGCUUCCUGGAAUUCCUUAAGCAUCGCCAGGACACCAGCAGUGACAGAAUGACUUUGUAUGGCCUGAUGAUGAAACCUAUCCAGAGGUUUCCUCAGUUCAUUCUGCUCCUUCAGGACAUGCUGAAGAACACACCGGUGGGUCACGCAGACCGUCUGCCCCUGCAGAUGGCCCUGACCGAACUGGAGACACUGGCAGAGAAACUCAACGAAAAGAAGAGGGAAGCUGACCAGCGCUGUGAGAUCCGUCACAUUGCAAAGGCUAUGAACGAACGCUACCUCAACAAGCUUCUGAGCAAUGGCAGCCGCUACCUGAUCCGUUCAGAUGACAUGGUGGAGACAGUCUACAAUGAACGUGGUGAAAUCAUCAAAACCAAGGAGCGACGCCUCUUCCUGCUCAAUGAUGUUCUCAUGUGUGCCACGCCCAAUAUCCGAUGCCAGGAUGGAAGUGGGAGUGGCAGCAGCAAUGCCGCACUUGACCAGAAGUUCCUUCUUAAGUGGAGCGUGCCUCUCAGCUUCGUGGAAGUGCUGGAGUUUGGGUCCAGCGAGGACAUGGCUGACAGCAGCCACUACCCAGCACCUCAUUCUGGGGAGAAGGUGGUCAUCAACGCUAAGCCAAACAAGCUGUACAUGGGCCCUGGCCAGUUGUACCAAGAUCUGCAGAACCUAAUCCAUGACCUCAGCCUGGUCAACCAGAUCUCCAGCAUGAUCAGCAGCCUGAAAGGCAACUACCAGAAUGUAAACCCCGCAGUGGCCCAGGACUGGGUAUCAGGUCUCCAGAGGCUGAUACUGAAGAAGGAGGAGGAGAUCAGGGCCGCUGACCGCUGUAGGAUCCAACUCCAACUGCCUGGCAAACAAGACAAGUUGGGUAGACCCACUUACUUCAGUGCAGUGUUCAAUACUCUCAACCCAGCAAUCAAACAGUCAUGGAUCAGUAACAUGCAGAUGGCCAAGCUGGCUCUAGAGGAGGACAACAUGCAGGGCUGGUUCUUCGCUGAGGAUGAUGGGAAUCAGAUCAAAAAGCAGAAACACCCUCUCUUGCUUCGACAAAUGCCCGUUGUCAUGUCAAAACUGCAGGAAUUCAAAGUGGAAUGUGCUGUUCAUAACCCAGAGCCCCACAUCAACAGGGAGAGCACAGCAGACACGCCCGUCAUGGGACAUGGAUGCGUCUGGGUUGCAAGUUGCACCAACCAGAUGGGCCAGAUAUCAAUAGUGGCCAUGCAGAGCUCCAGCCCGAAGGUGACUGAGUGUUUCAAUGUAGAGUCCCGUAUCCUCUGCAUGGCCUACGUCCCUGCAGAGCUACUCCAAGAGAAUGGCGAGAAGGUCCCUGACAGCAACCAUGUCCCCCCAGCGAAGGCCAGUGAUACCCCCAGUGUCUGUCUGGGCAUGGAGGAGGGCAGCAUCAUUGUGUAUAAGAGCAGCCAGCGGUCCAAGAAAGUCCGUCUGCAGCAUUUCUUCACCCCAGACAAGUCCACCGUCACCAGCCUGGUCUAUAAGAAACACUGUCUGUAUGCCGGCCUGGUCAGUGGCUCUGUGGUGGUCUACUCCAGAUCACAAGAUGGUUUGUGGAGCUGUGAAAAGCCCAAGGUGCUGAAGCUGGGAGUCCUGCCAGUAAAAGCCAUGUUGGCUGUGGAGGAGCACCUCUGGGCUUCAUCAGGUGGCCAGAUCUUCAUCAUCAGCACUCACGCACACUGUGUAGAGAGGCAGCUGGAGGCCCACCAGGAAGAGGGCAUGGUGGUGUCCCACAUGGUGGUGGCAGGGGUGGGAAUCUGGAUCGCCUUCAGCUCUGGGUCUACGUUGCGCCUUUUCCACACAGAGACCCUGGAGCACUUGCAAGACAUUAACAUUGCCACACCUGUCCACAAUACACUGCCUGGGAACCAGAGAGUGUCAGUGAGCAGUCUGCUGGUCUGUCAUGGUCUGCUGCUGGUAGGGACCAACCUGGGCGUGACUGUGGCCCUCUCGGUCCCCAGACUGCAGGGGAUCCCCAAGGUCACAGGUCGGGGUAUGGUGUCCUUACACGCUCACAAUGGACCAGUCAAGUUCCUCACCAUGGCUGCUGCAGUAUGUAACCGGCCCUCGAGCCUGCCAUCACCCACCACUCCCAACUCAGUCCAGCCAACAGACACAGACGAUGGGGAGAGCACCCAACCCCCCUCAGAUUCAGCCCCGACUCCCUCUCAUGGACGGGCUGUGUGGUUGGGAGAUGCAGGCUGUACCACCAUGGCUCUCCAGGACUCCUUGUCUUCAUCCUGUGGCUCCCUCGCUCCAUCCCAGGGCUCUCUGGAGCACGGGCCGGAGGAUGGGGCCCUUUACGACGUGCUCCAUGAUCCGGUCCAUCACCAGAAGGGCCGUCGGGCCAGCAAGGUGGAUGUCAGCUCUUUGCUGGUUGUUUCUGGUGGUUUGGGCCACCGCAGGGUCAGCAAAAAGACCAAACAGUCUCGCCAUGAGGACAUCACUUCUACCAUCAUGAUCUGGCAGAUCCCCUUACUCAACAUGUGACACCAGAAAUACUUUGGUUAAAACAGAAGUGCUGCACACAACUCUCACAAGGAGAUCCGGUGUUACACUUUGUGGAUCAUUUGGCAUUGAUCAAAACAACUACAUGUUUUAUUGAAGUCCAUAAGCAUCAUCCUCAGUGUCCCAUGAUGUUUCUAAUAAUGUCUCCUACCAUAAAAAAACAAAGGAUCAAUAUAACCACUCAAUCAUGAUGCUUAGCAGCACAAACAGCGCCCUGCAGACCAGUCGAAGGAUCUCCUGGACUUGUUAAUGGUAUACUUGGUUGUAAACACUGAAAGGUCUUGAAAUUCACUUUCUGAGUUGGUUGUUUUUCUGUAACAUGGCUAAUUCAUUACUCUGCAGUGUUUGUGCCAUAUUGGUUAACUGAAUCAGUAUUUAAAACGGUGUUGAAAAGAAGUGAGAAAGGCAUGUAAGGUAACAAGGGGGCCUUGAGUCUGUUACAUAAAAGUUUUAUUAAGAUUAGGAUUAGGUUUUGGCAGGAUCAUCUGUCAAGGCCAUGAGUUGUAGAUAUGAAGUAUGACAACUCAGGAUUACAUGUGUAUGAGUUUUAUGGUCAGAGAAAGUGUCUGUGUUUAUAUCAAAUCCUGUCGCUAUUGGACCAGCUUGUCCGCUGCUCUUACCAUUCUAUAGUGAAAAGGGAUUAAAGAGUUGAAAUUUUGAUGACUGAAUUAGGAAUUAGCAAGACUUGAUGAGAAUUCCUGGCUGGCCAGGUUUCUAUUCAUAAAGGGAUAAAAGAGUUGUUAUCACCAGGAGAGUGCCCCCCCACCCCAUUGCAUCUUUGUUUCUCACGUAUGGAUAUUUAAAAAAACAGCUUUAUACUUUUGUCACAUUUUGUAUGUACUUCUGUUCUUUGUAUUAACAAAUUCAUAAACUGUUUUAUAGAGCAA